Messenger RNA from Kickxella alabastrina, 276 nucleotides. RefSeq lists its product as uncharacterized. Lineage: Eukaryota; Fungi; Kickxellomycota; Kickxellomycetes; Kickxellales; Kickxellaceae. The transcript is spliced from 3 exons. Bases 1 to 276 code for a protein of 91 amino acids. The record is from RefSeq and is a predicted model, not a curated record.
AUGGAGGAGGGAAGCAAUGGCAAGCGGACGAGCUCGCCGCCACAGCUGAUUGUCGACGAAAGGCCUGUGACACAAGUCACUACCACCUCGCCAACAAGUAGAGCGCGCAUGAACAGAGGCGGAGCGGUAUCCAAUCGCACCCUGUGGCAGCCAUUUGAUUGUGGGUAUGAGCGCUGCGAGGCCGCUGCUGUAAAGCAUGAGCAGAAGCCAUCUCGGCCACCCAUCAAGAAGCAACGCGAGUAUGAGAAGAUACGGCGUGAGAUUUUUGGAUUGUAG